This is a messenger RNA of Aethina tumida (small hive beetle), 1381 nucleotides long. RefSeq names its product gustatory and odorant receptor 22-like (gene Tcgr2). The record is from RefSeq and is a predicted model, not a curated record. Lineage: Eukaryota; Metazoa; Arthropoda; Insecta; Coleoptera; Nitidulidae. Bases 1 to 1266 code for a protein of 421 amino acids. Gene Ontology annotation, biological process: sensory perception of taste. The transcript has 7 exons. Gene Ontology annotation, cellular component: neuronal cell body; axon; dendrite.
AUGCAGCUCUCGGACUUGCCAGAUUUGUACGGCAAUGAGUUAAACAUGCAACAUUUUACUAAAUUAAUCAGAGGAAGUCCAAGAACUAGAGCUAUAAAAGAUCGACUAAAAUGGGACAAGAAAAAUUACGAUUUGAUUGAAGAACACGAUCAAUUUUACCGGGAUCACAAACUUCUACUUUCUCUCUUUAGAGUCCUUGCGGUUAUGCCGGUUCAAAGAGACAUCGGAAGAAUAAAAUUCUCAUGGAAGAGUCCUCCGAUGAUUUACGCGUAUUUUUUCUAUGCGAUAACUACGAUCUUGGUAUUUCUGGUGGGCUGGGAAAGAUUGGAUAUUCUUACAAAUAGAAGCAAAAAAUUUGACGAAUAUAUUUACUCAAUCAUCUUUGUGGUUUAUUUAAUACCACACUUUUGGAUUCCAUUCGUAGGUUGGGGAGUGGCUUACGAAGUUUGUGAUUAUAAAAAUAGUUGGGGCAGCUUUCAACUUCUGUACUUUCAGGUUACGGGCAAAAAUUUGGAGUUUCCAUAUCUAAGCACGUUAAUCGUAAUAAUAAGCAUGGGAAGCGUUAUAGUCGCAAUUAUUUUCCUGCUAACGUUGAGCGUUUUAAUGGAGGGUUUCACUUUAUAUCAUACUAUUGCUUAUUAUCAUAUCAUCACGAUGAUCAACAUGAAUUGCGCCCUUUGGUAUAUAAACUGCAGAGCCAUCGGAAACGCCAGCACCGCUUUAGCUGAUAGUUUUGAAAAAGAUCUGGAAGUCAGCUCAUCAGCGUUCAUCAUCGCCCAAUAUAGAUAUCUGUGGCUUUUGCUCAGCGAACUGUUGCAGAAAUUGGGAAACGCAUACGCAAGAACUUACUCCACCUAUUCACUGUUCAUGAUGAUGAACAUUACAAUUGCUGUUUAUGGAUUUACGUCAGAAAUUAUAGACCACGGAUUGAAAUUUAGUUUUAAAGAAAUCGGUCUUUUGGUCGAUGGACUUUAUUGCUUAACUUUGUUCUUUGUAUUUUGCAACUGUUCACAUCAGGCUUCUGCAAACAUUGCCAACAGAGUUCAAUUCUCGCUUAUGAACAUCAACGUCUAUUCAGUGGACGUGGAAACCACCAAAGAAAUACAACUGUUUUUAAAGGCCAUACAAAACAACCCACCAAAGGUGUCAUUGAAGGGAUAUACAGUGGUAAAUAGGGAACUUAUAACUUCUAGCCUUGCAACUGUCGCAAUAUACUUGAUAGUUCUCCUGCAGUUCAAGAUUAGCUUGAUAAAUUUGCGGGGUUAACGGUAAUAAUUCAUCAUAAUAGUAUCGAUUAUAUGUAUUUUUUUAAUGGAUAAUUAUUCUUACACUGGUAACUAUGGUGACACAUUUACAAUAAACGAUAGAUUUGAAUAAUGUG